UGUCUCAACAUCUGUGUGGGAGAGUCCGGUGAUAGACUGACCCGAGCGUCCAAAGUGUUGGAACAGUUGACAGGACAACAGCCCGUCUUCUCGAAGGCCAGAUAUACUGUCCGAUCGUUCGGUAUUCGUAGGAAUGAGAAGAUCGCCGUUCACUGCACUGUCAGAGGACCCAAAGCUGAGGAGAUCCUCGAGAAGGGUCUUAAGGUAAAAGAGUACGAAUUGCGAAAAGAGAACUUCUCGGACACCGGAAACUUUGGGUUCGGUAUUCAAGAGCACAUCGACUUAGGCAUCAAAUACGACCCGAGUAUCGGUAUCUAUGGUCUGGACUUUUUCGUGGUGUUGGGCAGACCCGGCUUUAAUGUGGCCCAUCGGCGCCAUAAGGUGGGCACUGUUGGAAAGCCGCACCGUCUGACCCGAGACGACGCCGUGAAGUGGUUUCAGCAGAAAUAUGACGGAAUCAUUCUUCCGCCGAAAGCGAAGGCA
Messenger RNA from Medioppia subpectinata, 483 nucleotides. NCBI's taxonomy places the organism in Eukaryota, Metazoa, Arthropoda, Arachnida, Sarcoptiformes, Oppiidae. The record is from the annotation of a GenBank genome assembly.